Messenger RNA from Hypoxylon trugodes, 7158 nucleotides. RefSeq lists its product as uncharacterized. The record is from RefSeq and is a predicted model, not a curated record. Gene Ontology annotation, cellular component: cytoskeleton. The transcript has 12 exons. Bases 1 to 7158 code for a protein of 2385 amino acids. Lineage: Eukaryota; Fungi; Ascomycota; Sordariomycetes; Xylariales; Hypoxylaceae.
AUGUCUGUCUCUGUUUCGUCUCGGAUCCAGUUGUCCAUUUUACAACCAACCCAUGGGGGCUUAACGUAUUCUUCAAAGUCGUCAAUUCCUCCUCGUGCCUCUGCACAGGACGGCACUGGAGCCUCUCCAUCUCGUCAUUCAACGAGGUCAUUGUCCGUAUCGAGUGCUUCAACUGUCGGCGACGACGGCGGAUCGUCACCGGUGCUCCCACCGCUUCCAGCUCCUAAGCUACCGGACCGAGCAUCCGAGUAUCUUCGGACACCGCCAUCUAAUCGUAACACUGAAGGUGAUAGACAAUACGUCACAGCUAGCUGGGGUUCGCCAUACCCUCACGCCGAUAGUGGACACCUUCACCGGUUAAGCUUCAGCAGUGAGACAUCGGAAGAAUCCCCGUUGCAUCAGCUCGAACUCAGCACUCCAUUUCUGCGUCCUGCCCCGUUAAUCGCAACAACCGAACCAGAGCAUACACCAUCUUCUCUGUCUGGUACCGCCGCCGUACUUGCGAAUCGUGCUCGAAGACCAUUGCGUGGCAUCACAGAGGAUUGGAUCCGUCAACAUACUGCUGGCGACGAAACUUCUGAACACCAUCUUUGGCUCAGUGACGGUACUGACGAUACAGAGCACUCUUCAUUGAGAAGCUCUAUUUCUGGUGACGAAGCAGGUUGGUUUGAAGAGGGCGACCCGAGGACCCCACGGGCUACCAACCUUCAUCCAUCUCGAGCCUCGAGUAAGGCGUCUCGGCAUCCAAGAAAACGAUCAAGCAACGAAACUUUGAAACAAGCAGUUCUAAACCGACGCGUCGCUAGUAGAGUCGCAAGUAUGGAGACGCUUGGCGUGGAAAACCACAGCCAAGAUGCUGCUAGCAUCCAUACUAUUGAGUCGGUUUCGGAGGCGAGGGCCGAUACGCCCAGGAGUGAACAACCGAGUCUGAAUGGAUCCAUCCCGACUGCGCCUACCGAACCUCCUUCCACUCCGGUGAAGCCGAUUAAAGCAGUCAUUGGACGGACACCUCGACCUAAGAAGAAAAUGCCAUGGAAAGGAAAGAGUGUUUUAGUUUGUCUCCCAUGGGACGAAGAAAGAGGCAAACCUGGCAAGGCGCCAAUGCCAUUGAGUGCGGACGAAGUAACAGCAAUGUUCCGAUCUUGGGAAGAGCUAGGUUACGAUAUUCGUGGGUUUGACUUGGAAGGAUCCCACGUUCCUCUAGACCCCCUCGAUAGUUACUCUCAGAGUAGAGAUGAAUGGCCAAGUUCAGAAGAUAUGGUCAACGAGCGUUCCCAACAUAGAUAUCAGGUGACACUUCCUGAUCUCCAUGCCUGGAGAGAUUAUGUGAACGAGUUGAACGAGGCUAAGCUUAGAGCGCUUGGUGUAUCGUUCGGCGACGACGAACCCGCACCUCCACCUUCUAUUUCUCCGGCCGCGUCGAAUAUGAGUCGGCAAACUUCGAACCAAUACCCUCAACUGCCGUUCUCUCCUCCCUUACCGACACACUCGGCCGCGAGUAAUGGGCAACAACCAUUCCCAUUCCCACCUCCUUUCCUGUCUGGUUCGUCUACGCAAAGCCCUGCCGCGCCUUCCGCUGCCUCGCCAGCAUCUUUCAAUGGUCCGCCUUUACCUGGAAAGUUCAACCCUCGCGCGUCGAUUUCGAUAUCGCCGAACGAGUUGCCUUUCCAUUUCUCGGGACAGUCUUCACCCCACGGCUGGAUGUCCCCGCAAAUGUUACUACAGCAGCAACUUGGUCGCAGUGGUUCGCCUUCUGUUCUUAACUUGAACUCGAUGGUUUCACCAAAUUCGCCGUUCCAGCGCGACGGUAUAUCACCACCGGUUGGUGUGCACCAAAGACAUCAGUCUUUGCAGUACCCAAUUCUUCCUCACCAAUUCUUGCAUAGACAAGAUUCAGCCAGGGCAUCUCCCCGAUUGCAAGACUUGCGGGAAGUUGAGGAAGAGACCCAGAGCAAUCCGUAUGAAAACGAAGAUAAGAGCCCAUCGAAAACUCCAGAGCCUGGUCAAUUCAUACGCCACAACGCUAGCGCAAGCCUUCAGAAAGAGAUCGAUGAUGCUGAGUACCAUUUGGAAGAGCAAUUCCGUUCUCAGCUAGAACAUGAAGAUUACAGCCCACACAACGAGUAUGAGAAGGCAGGGGAAGUCAAACCUUUUGAAGAACCUGAGACAAACUCUGCUUCGCACACUAGAGGACCUUCGGUGCAUUUUGGUAACUUUGGAACUGACUCGGAUGAAGGGCCAAAACUCCAUCACCCACAGCCCCACAGUCGCGGUCAUUCGCUAUCUCAAACUCCAUUUAUUGACGAAGAAGUGAGAGAUAGCACUGACGAAGGAAUUAUUCAGAAGCGCCGACCCGCCAACCUGAAUCUGCAAAAUGGCGACAAUUCGUAUGAGAUCGAGACGAACCCGAGCAAUUUGGGUACUCCCAUUCAGGCUUUCGACUUGGUCAACCAAUUUCAUCAGCGAUCAUUUUCCGCAGUCAGUAAUCCUUGGGCCGAUGCUCAACCGGUUUCUGAAAGCAAGGCUUCUUCGCGCCGCGCGAGUCAUAGCAGCAAGCCCUCGCUUUCUAAGCUAAAUGCUGGGGCUGCUGAGUUCAAGUUCAAUCCUACGAAUAGCUUUACUCCUAGUCAAUUUGUUUUUGGCAAUAACAACCCUCAGCCGAACAGCUUCAAGCCAAUUUCAUUCCAGGCUCCGUCGUUCACACCAAACCCUCAUUCUGCAACUUCGAGUCAUUUCAGUGUGCCUUCGACCUCGUCAUCUUCCAAACUCAAGAUCAAUGCCGCUGCCCCAGCAUUCUCUCCUCGAAAAGGCGAAUUCAGCUUCUCUGCAUCUGUACCUAAAUUUAACCCAGAUGCACCUACUUUCCAGCCAUUGAAGUCUUUUACUUCAUCAGUAACCAGUGCUGGCCAAUCCGGAAAUGAGAGCAUUGAAAACCGCCCUGGUAACAUUUUCAGUAAUAUUGACUUGAAGCUUUCCGAAGGUGUUAAGCCCACGAAGAAGUCGAAGGCUGUUCCCAUUGUGCGCCCAACAAGUCAACACUCUCCCGCACCUGCUCCAGCUACCACCGAAGAACAGGAUGCUAGUAGGACAAAGAAGAAAUUCAGGGAGAGCAGCGGCGAUGGUGAUGACGUUCCCUUAUUCGCCGAACCUACACCAGAGCCGGAAGUCGUGCCACAGGUGCAACCAACGGAGGAGUCGGCAAUCCCUGACAAGGAGGAUGCUCCAGAGGAAGAGAGUUUCCACGACCAGGCAAAGGUUGACGAGGACGAAAAUGCGCACUUGGGCGACACGACUUUCGCGUCUACGAUUCUUUCGGAAUCGACGGAUGGCAAGUUGCAGUCUGAGUCCAAUGAUACUAAGACGACUACGAGUCCGUCAGCUACUUCCCCUGACCAAGACAAGACCAACUGGAAACCCUUCGAAUUCAAUAGCGAAGUUGACAUCCAAGACUUCAACAAUGCUAGACCGUUUGGAGACGAUGAGCCUUCAUUCAAGAAGCAGCAUAAGAAAAGCCUUUCUGCUACUGCUAGGCCAUUCGUGCCCGGAGGUUUUACGUUCGGUGCUACUAAUACUGAGCCUGCUCUGUUUGACCCUGUUCUGAAGACCCAACCAGUACAGUUGGCCGAACCGGAGGACGACUUUGAGAGUGACCGUGCUGGUUCCCCGACUCCCGGACCGGACUUCAAACCCACCGCCGAGCUUGAGCCUCAGCCUGAGCCUGAACCGGAAUAUGAGCCAGAACCCGAACCCGAACCCGAGCCUGAGCCAAUCUUUAAGGCACCCUCUAGAGGAUUGGGCGCCUCACGAUUUGCGUCACCUCCGCCUGCUCCUAAGGGCUUAAAGGCGUCGAGGUACGCGUCUACACCGUCACCACCGCCAAAGUCCGCUGGUCUCUCCGCGUCACAAUACGCCGCUACACCUUCUCCAGUUUCCGAAGAUAAAUCUUCUCACCUCCCUGCAGAAAUUGUUGCCGAACAAGCUAGCGAAGUAUCAGAGCUACAUAGCUACGAACCCUUGCCUGUUAGCCCGCCAUCAGAUGCCGGUCCUCAAGCGAGGGAUGAAGCUACGCACGAGCUUACAUUCGAAGAGAUCGAUGCAGUUAUGCAACAUCUUAACGAAAAUGACCCCACAAUGGGAGUUAAGAGGACUAUGGAAUCUCCUAAGUGGCGUCAACCCAGCCCUGUUCAGAACGUUCCGGUUUCUGUUGUCGCCGACUCGCCUCCUGUGCACUUACCGCACCAGGUGCCAUUCCGAAGUGAUGGACCUAGCCCAAGCCCCCGACAAUACCUUACUUUGCCGAAGCAAGCAGCCCCAAGACCGUCAACCGAGCUGGAAGACCCCUUUGUCGAUCCUCCGCAGAGUGCCGUCUCUGCUUCAUUCGAUGGCCCAAUUCACCGACUCAAUGUUGGAGAGAGUCUUCCGGAAAGCGAAUGGGACGAUGCUUUUAGCGCCAGCGAACAGGAGAAACUCGAGCAGCGUGUCCAAUAUUUCGAUGGUCACGUUAAUGAUUUGGUCAGCAGCCUAUUGGCUUCUCGGCUUGACCCUCUCGAGAAGACUUUGGGUAACAUUCAUCACGCCUUAGGUAGUUUGGCUCGUAGGACGCCAUCGAGCCGACGCGAUAGGCGCAGUGUCUCCGCCGAGAUCCAAGAAAGCGACGCAGACGAUGAAGAUGAUGAAACGCCUAUCCGUCGCUCAAUGAGCCCUCGAAGAGAUAAGAAAAUGGAACAGAUCCGCAUUGCCGUUAUGGAUGCUCUUAACCAACAACAGACUAUGCGUGCGCUUCAGAAUGCUCAGCUCGAAUCCGUCGAGCAAGGUCCAAGUAAGGAGGAUCUGGCCGUUGUUAAGGCAUUGGAACAAAUGAAGGAGGAAUUGAGUUCAUCGCUCCGCCUAGACUUCCGUGUCGAACGCCGCAUGCCCCCUACACCUCAGCCGAUUAUCAAGGACAACGGUGAAGCGAAUGAGAAGCUUUCUGAGAUGCAAUCAAGAUUACUAGAGCUUGAACAGCGCCUGCGUUCUGAAGAAAGUAGAACCGAGAGCGAGCGCUCCAGAGAAGCCAGAGGCGAGAAUGAGACAACUAUUAGACGUGGUGCCGAAGACCGUGCCGCCGAGCUCCGCCGACAAUUGGAGCAAGCAGAGACCAAGGUUGAGGUCGAAAUCAUGAACCGCAGCCGACUCAGGAUCCAGGAAAGCAAGACUGAGGAAGAACUUUCGGGCCGUAGGGAUGCUGAAGAUAGACUCUCCGAAAUCCAACGGCUCCUUCGUAUCUCCUCCGAGGAAGAAGAUCGUCUACGCGCCGCUAUGGAGCAAUCGUCCGGCAAGACCUCGAUGCGCCUCGCUCUCCUUGAGAACGCCCACACGAAUGGCGAACAAACCCAGGCAGAGCUCAAGAACCGUCUCAACAUCGCGGAAGUUGAACUUCGUGAUGCUAGACAAGAGGCUCGACACUGGCCCCACCGACAGGCGGAUGACCUUGCUGAGGCCGUCAAUGAAGGCAAGCACUUGCACAAGCUAAUUGAUACUCUCGACAAUUGGCGUGCUAAGUUCGUGUCGCUUCAAGAUGACAUGGCUCAUGCUGCUCGCGAAAUCACAGAAGAGAACUCCCGACGCACCAAGAAAGAGCAAGCUCUCCUUGCGCGACAGGAAGUACUCGAUGCCAGACUGCAAGCUGAAGCGCGAACCCGUGAACGUCUCGAAGCCGAAAUUGAGAGGCUGGAGAAUGGUGAACGCGCGGGCUUAAGGGCUCUUCGCAACGAGAACCACACUCUUCAGCAAAAUGCUAGGGACUCUGCCGCUGCUGAGGUCCAGCGAACACAGACUUCAAUGCAAGCUGAACUAGAAGCUGCUAACAAUGAAGUCAACCUAAGGGCUCAGCUAGACCAGGACAAGAUGGAUGCCGACACUGCCAAGGCCCAUCAUGAGAUGAUGCUUGAGGAAGCCCAAACUACGAAGCAGACAGAACUUGAGGAAGCUGAGAACAAGAGGUGCAUCGAACUCAAUGAAUUAACCCGCAAGCACCAGAACGAAAUGGAGGAUAUCCAGGCUCGCUACGAACGACAAUUGAGCAACGCCGUCGAGGAUGCACAACGCACGGAGCAGAACCUUCUGGAGCGUCUUAGCUUGUCAACCUCAAAGACCGAGCACCUGCAAGAUCGUGUUGCUCACCUGGAAGAUAAGCUGCAGAUUGCGCAAGAAGCCGCCAAGGCCGCAGCGCAGGCCGCAGCGCAAGCUUCCAAGUCCAUUGUCGUACCCGGAGUAUCCCACCAUCAGCCCACUCCUGCAACUCAAACCAAGCAGCUUGCAGAGGCUAUGCAACUUCCCGAGAAGGUUUCUCCUCAAGCGCUUCGCGAAUCUAUCAUGGUCUUGCAAGAGCAAUUACAAGCUCGUGAGCAGACAAUCGAAGAGCUCGAACAAACUAUUUCUAAGCUUGAUCCUGACUCCGCUACCAAGAUCUCCAAGCGAGAUGACGAGAUCACAUGGCUGCGUGAAUUGUUGGCUGUGCGACAUGGUGAUCUCCAAGAUAUCAUCAGUGCGUUAUCCGCUGAGCACAUGGACCGAGAAGCCGUUAAGGAUGCGGCUAUUCGCCUAAAGGCCAACCUUCAAAUGGAGGAACAAGAGCGAGAGCGCGCUAUGAAUGGUGGCUCGGCCAUUAACUUGCCAAACAUCGCCGCCACAAUCCGUGGAGCUGCGACUCCUCGAGUCGCACAAGCGGUCGGACCUCUCGCCGCCGCUUGGGGAAACUGGCGAAAAUCGAACCAACCGGCACUAAAUAGCCUUUCUAGCGUUCUAUCGUCGUCCCCUGCACCAGCCAGGAACUUGACCCCCUCGAAGACAAGCGGUCCGUCCCAAGGUGGUUAUCUUUCCGGCCUUAUGACUCCGCCGGCUUCUGGUGUUAGAAACACACCGCCGGUGCCGCAAAGCCAACCGCAGCCCACAGCAUUCGGCAAUACCGGCCGCCGUUUUACCGCCGAGGAAUUCGCUAACAGAUCCCGAGGGCCUUCGAUGACUGCCCGGCAAACGGAAAAGAUGCCUAGGACGAGCACACCGCCUCAACAGCAAGAUCGUCGUCAACCCGUUACUCCUCCCAUGAUGCGAACCAAUGCAUACGACUCGGACGCGCGUGUUGAGGAUUUUGACGAUGCCUCUUUCUUCGAUGAUUGA